GCGUGUAGGAUCAAAUCAAUCAAGGCCAUCCAAUCGACCACGGGCUGACGAAACGUGAUCCCUGCCGCCCUUGAACCAGCCUUCUUCUCACCUCACCGUGCUCCCCUUCACCUCUUCCGGCCCAAAGCCCCAGCGCCGCCGAAACCCCUCCUGCGCCCCCUUCUCGCACCGGAGCACACCUCGAAGCCCCUCCACUGCACUGGGAGUGGAGUCGAGAUCCGCCCCGCCGCGAUUCCUACGGCUGAUCGAUCUGAGUCUGUCUUCGUGGGGAGAAAGGUGCGUACCUCACAAGGUGAAAGAUGGGUAUCCUCGAGAGGAUCAAGGAGAUUGAGGCCGAGAUGGCCCGGACGCAGAAGAACAAAGCAACAGAAUAUCAUCUUGGACAACUGAAGGCAAAAAUUGCAAAACUGAGGACACAGUUAUUAGAGCCUCCAAAGGGUGCCAGUGCUGGAGGAGAUGGUUUUGAGGUCACAAAGUUUGGGCACGGUCGUGUUGCGCUUAUAGGGUUUCCCAGUGUUGGAAAGUCAACUCUUUUAACUAUGCUGACCGGGACACAUUCUGAAGCUGCAUCAUAUGAGUUCACAACCCUCACUUGCAUUCCUGGUAUUAUCCAUUACAAUGACACCAAAAUCCAGCUUCUUGAUCUUCCCGGUAUCAUUGAAGGCGCCUCUGAAGGCAAGGGGCGUGGUAGGCAGGUUAUCGCUGUCGCCAAGUCAUCGGAUCUCGUGCUUAUGGUUCUUGACGCCUCAAAAAGUGAAGGGCAUCGCCAAAUAUUAACUAGAGAACUGGAAGCUGUUGGCCUCCGUCUGAACAAAAGGCCUCCUCAGAUAUACUUCAAGAGGAAGAAGACUGGUGGGAUUUCUUUCAACAGCACAGCACCUUUAACUCAUAUUGAUGAGAAGCUCUGCUAUCAGAUACUGCAUGAGUACAAAAUUCAUAAUGCAGAGGUAUUAUUCCGUGAGGAUUCUACUGUGGAUGAUCUGAUUGAUGUGAUUGAAGGAAAUCGGAAGUACAUCAAGUGUGUUUAUGUAUAUAAUAAGAUUGAUGUUGUGGGUAUUGAUGAUGUGGAUAAUCUUGCUCGGCAACCAAAUUCACUUGUUAUCAGCUGCAAUUUGCAGUUGAACUUGGACAGGCUAUUAGCAAGAAUGUGGGAGGAAAUGGGUCUGGUGAGAGUGUAUACAAAGCCGCAGGGUCAGCAGCCCGAUUUCGGAGAUCCAGUGGUUCUUUCUAGUGAUAGGGGUGGUUGCACAGUUGAAGACUUCUGCAAUCACAUCCACAGGAGCUUACUCAAGGAUGUGAAAUAUGUGCUCGUGUGGGGAACGAGUGCUCGGCACUAUCCACAGCAUUGUGGUCUUGGCCAUGGUCUUGAAGACGAGGAUGUGGUCCAGAUAGUAAAGAAGAAGGAAAAAGAGGAGGGCGGACGAGGCCGUUUCAAGUCGCACACCAAUGCACCUGACCGAAUCUCCGACAGGGUGAAGAAAGCUCCUCUCAAGACAUGAUCCCAUCGCCGAUGUGGAACUAGCUGAGCCGGAUGCUAUUUUGGGCGACCAUCAAGCCUGGCAUCUCCGCACAAUCAUAUGACAAAGUGUUGCUUUUUUCCAGAUAGUAUAUGUGCUCUCAUUCUGUAUAAGAUGAGGCAGGCUUGUGUACACGCAGUGAGUGUUUUUGCCAGCAAACUUUGCAAAUGAGUUAGUUACAGAUGCCACCUCUUGUUAUCGUACUGUGUUUGGAACAUUAAUUAAUUAAUGGAUUCCACUACAAAUCUGAUUUGAA
Molecule: messenger RNA, 1773 nt
Organism: Aegilops tauschii subsp. strangulata
Lineage: Eukaryota; Viridiplantae; Streptophyta; Magnoliopsida; Poales; Poaceae
Product: developmentally-regulated G-protein 2
Molecular function (GO): GTPase activity; GTP binding
Source: RefSeq, a predicted model, not a curated record